This is a messenger RNA of Knipowitschia caucasica, 297 nucleotides long. The record is from the annotation of a GenBank genome assembly. NCBI's taxonomy places the organism in Eukaryota, Metazoa, Chordata, Actinopteri, Gobiiformes, Gobiidae.
AUGGAUGUUGUAAACACCCCAGCCUACAUGGAUUGGGCUAAUAUCCAGUUUGUUCCUUCUCGCCUCCGCUCCAUGGUGGCCGCAACGCAAUUUCUUCCAAUUGACCUCCCUGCCACCCACACAAUCACUCUCCGCCAGAGACAACAGCCCAGGAAUACGGAGCAGCCCGCCCCAGCCGCCACACACGGCCUGGGAGCACGCGCUGGCCACGGGGAGAGAGCUUCUAAGAGCGCUCGCAUCUUCGAGAACCGCGUUAGCUCGUCUUUCCGCGGAAGUGGGAGCCUCCGCUGGGGAUAA